CCAGCAGCCGGUCGCGCCCCCCUGGCCGGCGGGCCCUCCGCGCCCAGUGACUCCAGGACCACGGCCGCGGCAGGGCGGAGCGGCAGCGAGCAGCAGCGAGAAGCGACCUGAGGACGCCGUCGACGCCGUCGUCGUCAGGAACCCCCCCUGCUCGCCAUGGACACGACCAGGGCCUGCGUCCUGGCGCUCGUCGUCGUGAUCCUCGCCAUCGUCGUGGCGCCCGCCCCGACCGACGAGCAGCCCCCGGCCGGGGACGAGAAGACCGCGCAGGUGCAGCAGCUGGACGGCGCGCGGGACGCGCGGGCCACCGCUCGCGCCGGGACCGGGAGUAAGCCCUCGCCCGCCAUGGAUCUGGCAGGAGCCCUCACCGGGGCGCUGUCGGGCAUCCUGCUCCGCGGGGCCGCGGGCGCGGCCGCGGGCGGCGGGGUCGCGGACACAGCCGGCCUGCCCGCGCUCGUCGCGCGUAACUACAAGAAGAUGGCGCAGACCAUCCUGCCGCUGCUCGUCGGCUUCAAGGCCACGGGUCUGCUCGUCAUCGCCAUGGCCGUCACCAAGUUCGUGCUCCUCAAGGCGCUGUUCCUGUCCACGACGGCGCUCUUCGUCGCCGCCCUGGUGGCGCUCAAGAAGUUCCUCUCGUCCGGGCAGCCGCACGACAUCCCCGCCGUCUACACGUACCAGCACCAGGACCUGUCCCACGUGCCGUACCUGCACCACGCCGGCGCCGAGUACAUGGACGCCGCGUCCCAGAUGGCCGUCCCGCAGGUGACGUACAUCGGCGGCUCCUACGGGCUGCAGAGCGUCCCCUACGCGGCGACGGCCGGCGCUGCCCUGGGCGCCGCGGGGCUCGGGGCGACCGGCCAGGACGACGCCCAGGGCCUGUACUCGGCCCACCACAACAGCGUGGCCGCCCUGUCGCAGCUCCAGCAGCUGCAGCAGCUGCAGCAGCAGGCGCUGCUCGCGGGAAACGCGACCCAGCAGGCUGGCCACCAUAUGUUGAGACGCAGGCUGAGCGACACGUAUCGUGAUGUUGCAGCCCCCCACGGCGCGACCGCGCUGAGCUUGCACCGGCCCACGAGAACAGAGGCGAGACCGGUGUGACGACGACGGCAGACGCUCCCAGGGGUCGUCGAAUGUGAAGAAGUCCUAGUCUUUAUGAUUUACUUAAUUUAUUUCCAUGUUUGGAUUGUAAUUUAUUUAUUAGGUAUUAAUAAAACGAAAGAAGGCUCAA
Frankliniella occidentalis (western flower thrips) is the source of this 1228-nucleotide messenger RNA. RefSeq lists its product as uncharacterized. Bases 157 to 1098 code for a protein of 313 amino acids. The record is from RefSeq and is a predicted model, not a curated record. NCBI's taxonomy places the organism in Eukaryota, Metazoa, Arthropoda, Insecta, Thysanoptera, Thripidae. The transcript is spliced from 5 exons.